CGCUUGAACUCAGUCCAAUUUGUCCCGGGCCUUUCCGGUCCUUCCACUCUGUCGUACUCUGACAACAGCGCGCGCAGUGACCCGCCCUGUCAGGAGGCGGGUGUGUGUGUGGAUGUAUAUAUGAGUGUGUUUCUGUGAUGGACUCAGAGCUCAGACUCUCUGACAGUGCGCGGUGUGUAUCUUUCGGACCUCAAACAUGUGUCUGCUGCUCGUGCUCGGAGUUGUGAUCGGAGUCGCGUACAUUUUCCGCGAGACUGUGGUAAAAGGAAAGAGAUGCACGAGCACGGUGAAGCUGCACGGGAAGACCGCUGUCGUGACAGGUGAGUGGAGUAAAAUGUCAAAUACAUGGAUGUAUUUCUCGGGGGAUAAACCCAUAAAUGUGUGCAGACAUGUCAUCAUCUUAGGUAGUGUUAAACGUAGUUUUCACGCUAUAACUCGGAUACUGUCUCUGUUGUUUCUGCACCCCACCAGUCUAAAUCACGAAGUCCUGCUUACUAUUGACCCUGGAUUUCAGCCCAGGUGUGUCCCUGGUGGCAGCCACAGUCCAGUCUGUGCAGUAGCUGUAAAUAACCAUCCGGAAACUCUUUACGGAUGUUUGAUAAGCGUGAUUUCACAUGAAGAGCAUUAAGGAAAAAACACUAACUUCUACCUGAACUUAUAGCUCCUGCGAUUUUUUUUUUAAAUUUAUGAAUAGGCGGUAAUCCAUAAGUUUUUUAUUUAAACAAAAGCAGAAAAAGGUGUAAAUAUCAUGUAUAUACUAAAUGCUACAUAUACUGUAUUAUUUUUCAUUCCUAAAAGCACUGUGAGGGGUAGGUUUUCAAAAAAAUAAUCCCUAAAGUUUACCUGGUAUUUAUUUAUCCUUGGAGACAGCAUUCAGGGUUUAAUCUCUCAGAAACAUUUAUCUGUGUCACUUCUGCUCUAUUUGUACUUAUCAUGAACUUAUUUACUCAAAUAACUUGGUGUUUAUAUAUUUAUAAAAAAGUAGGAGGGCAGAGUAAAUCUGCACAAAAAUCUCCUCCUUUAACUAAGAUGAAUGUGGCUGCCUGUUAUAAAAGCGGUUAAAUCAAGAAACUGAAUACUCAAAAGGAGGAAAUUCUUACUCAACUGAGCACUUGAUCUAUUUCCUUACACCAAGUUUGAUAAUAGAAUCCACCCAGUCUUUUUCCCUUCAUCCUGCUGAAAGACAAACAAACUCUUCAAUGGAGUAAUAACACAAAAAGAAGAUUAGAUUAAGAGCAUUGUUUGAGUUUUGAAUGCUGUUGUUUCUUAUGUUUUGGGCUGAAAUGUUGUGUGCAAUGCCUGUCUUUUUCUUCUUACUUACAGGCAGUAACACAGGCAUUGGAAAGGAGACAGCCAUCGAUCUGGCCAAAAGAGGAGCUCGAGUGAUUAUGGCCUGUCGCAGUAAACAGAGAGGAGAAGCAGCUCUGGAGGAUGUUAAGAGGGUGAGCAGAAAACAUGAAAUUUACAUCCUUUUGCCAGGAUUUACUGCCACACACCAGAGAGAAGAAACAUUCAUCAGAAACUAAUUGAUACCAGUAUUUCUUCUUUGUGUUAUAGUAGCCCAGAAUUAUCUGAUAAACUCAUCAUAUCUCUUGCAGGAGAGCGGCAGUGAUCAAGUGGUAUUCAUGCAGCUCGACCUUGGGAGUCUGAAGUCUGUUCGCAGUUUUGCUGAAAACUUCCUGAGGUCUGAAUCCAGACUGGACCUGCUCAUCAACAAUGCAGGUCAGACUGAUUAUUGCAACAUGUAGAUUAACAUUUAAGCUUUUUUUUCUUUUGGAAGUACCAGACAGAAGAGAAUACGAUAGAAUGCUUUAUUGUUUUUGCAUUAAAAAUAUGAGUCCUGCUCCAUUUAAGUGCUUCAGUAACAAAUCAUAUCAUACCAUCAUACCAUAAAAAAACAUAGAAGUGACAAAUAAAAACACAUGGUGAAACAUCUACAUGAACUCAUAAAUUCAUAAAGUGUUGUGUAAGUACUGCACUAGAGUUGGGUGAGAGCAGCAGGUGUUUAUAAAGUAUAGGAGUCUGUCUGUUAUCAUAUAACACCAAUUACAUUUACUGUUGUCUCAAUAGUUAUAUAAAACAUAUAUGGCUGGUCAUUUAAGAGUGUCAGUCAUGAAUAGUGCUACAUCAUCCCUGGAGUGGGGAGGGACCACUUCAAGUCAGUCGGUCAAGUUCAGUGGGAGAAUCAUCACAGUGCAGGGUCAGGUGUAGCAUGCAUGUAUUCCUGAGCUCCAGUUUCCUGUGCAGACUCACUGGCUCACUUUCUAAACCUUCUUCGUACAAUUUUAUCUCCAUUUCCAGUUGCUUUAAGGGAGUAGUUUGGUAUAUAUCUAGCAGGCCUUUAAAUCCCAGUCUUUGCUGUCCUCACCUGUAACAUCCCAAAAGCCAUUGAGAUUUUGUCCUAAAGUAUUUCCUAAUUCUUCCUGAUAAUUUGAUUUUAAGUUUGUGACUGGGCUGCAGUGGUUUGGUUUCCCUUUUAUGGGAACUUGUUAGAAUAGGCCUGUGUUUUUUCUUCUUUCUUCUUUUGAUUAUCUGCAACUGUAGUGGACACAUGUGGCUGUGACACAUACUUUUUUUUUUUGCUAGCAAGGAAACUCAUAUUCUGUAUUGAUUUUCAUGUAAAGUUCUUCUUUCAAUAUUGUUUCUGAGAACACAUUGCACAACUGAGAAUCAUGUUCUUUAUUUGUACAGCAGCAGUAAGCACAGUUUUCAUUGUCUGAAUUAAGGUCUGUCCUCAGACUACAGCCCUGCAGUUUGACAGGGAGGACUACCCAACCUUAAAAUGUAAAAUACAAUGAUAAGUGUUGUGGAGUCACCAGUAAUACAUCUUAGUGUGGAAUUAUAAAGAUAAAUCAAUUUAAUGAAUAAUUUGUGUUUGGAAAAUAGCAUCAGCUUUAUUUUAUCUUCGUUAAAAUUAAAUCUGAGAUCUCAAAGAACAUCCUGCAGGCUGCUAAGAUAGUAUUGUACUUUUCGUACUGCAAGAUAAUCAUUGUCAGCACAGCAGUAAGGCACUGUGUCAUCUGCGUACAGAUUUGCACUAAUGGAUAAAAUAUUGUUAUAAAAUAUUGUUAUAUAAAUAGUAAAUCAAAGUGGACCUAAUAUGGAACCUUGUGGAACACUCCUUGUUACUGUUAAACAGCUGAAAAAAAAAAAAAAACUAGCCCCCUAGUUUAAUUAAUUGAUGUUUUUCUGCCAUGCAUGGCUAUCAAAACCAGUGUUAUGUAGCCUUUGUAGUGACAGUGAUCCACAGUACUGAUAACUUUAAAUUUGAAAUUGCAGUUUAACAACUAUUUCUCAGCCUGGUUCUCCAACAAGCUUCUGCUUGUAAUCUUAAAGUUAGAUCAAGUGUAACAUAUUCAUCUUAAUUUACUCAUAUACUCUCAGAUUCAAAUUAAUCUAUCAAAAGUCUUCUUGUUCUGAGAUUUUGGAAGUGACUGGAAAGAGUGUUGUGUAUUCUUAACUGCAUGAAAAUUGUAACCAUGAACUGCUUACAGGUAAAGCUGCAAUUGUGAUUUUCUAAGACUUGAAGGAUUCUGCAGGGUGUGUUUAAAAGACCCCUUUUGAAAUAUUGUUAAAAACAGAUGUACAAGUUUUCAGAUUUUUAAACCUUGUGGACUCGUGUGAAUACAGGGUUAAAGUUCCUCCAUAUUUUUAUCACAGGUCUCUAUAUGGAGGGCCGCACAGAGGAUGGACUAGGCAUGAUGUUUGGCGUGAAUCACAUUGGUCACUUCCUGUUAACUAACCUGCUGCUGGAUCGUCUAAAGGCGUCUGAGCCUAGCAGGGUGGUCAACGUGUCGUCUGUGGCUCAUAACUUUGGGAAGGUAGACUUCGACUGCCUGAACAAGAACAAAGCUCUGGGAAUGGGAACUUCGUUCAUGGAAGUUUUUCAGAUUUACUCUGACAGCAAGCUGUGCAACGUCCUUUUCACCCAUGAACUCGCCAAGAGACUGCAGGGCACCAAGGUCACCUGCUUCACCCUCCAUCCAGGUAAGGGUGUCACUGCUCAAUCUCAGAACCACUCAUACUGCUUGUUGCAAUCUCAGCUGGAUUUAGUUUCUUGAACCAAAAUUUAAAUAAUAAAUCUACACCAAUGACAUUUUGAUCAUGCUAAACAAGCUUUAGCCCUCAAGUACCGGCUUACAUCUUUUGUGCUCUUUUAGCCCAAAAACUAAUAAUAAUGGGAAUAAACACUGUCUGCUGUAAUUGGAGUACUCCAACAGAUCACUUUGUUCCCCCCAACAUUGCAAGCGUGAAAUUCUGAGCUUCAAGUUGAAACAGCCCAAAAUGUCAGCCCAUAUCAGCAGCUGAGAGUUUCAUGGUUGAAAAAAGAUAAUGAGCUAAAUGCAGAGGUCAUUGUUGCCCCCUUUUUGUUACCCCGCGGGAAAAAAACUUCAAGAUCUUUGUGCAUCAUUGUGUAAGUUAGAUUUUAACCACUGCAGAUUAGUAGUUCAAAAACACUGACUUUCAUUUUUUUUUUGCAGGAGCCAUCAACUCCGAGCUGGCAAGGAACACAGGUAUCCUUCAAACUAUCCUGAAGCCCAUGACAGCUUUCUUCUUCAAGAACACGGUCCAGGGAGCCCAGACCACCCUGCACUGUGCUUUGGAGGAAGGAAUCGAACCGCUGAGCGGGCGUUACUUCUCCAACUGCACUGUGAGAGAAUUGUAUUCGAAAGCCAAAGAUGAUGCUGCAGCCAAGAAGCUGUGGGAGCUGAGUGAGAGAUUUUGUGGGCUCGCUUAAACAACUAACCCUCUGACACUUCUAUCAUUUAUGUGAAAUAUUAACAUGUAAAGGUGUCCUUGAAUGCAUCUGAGACUUUUCACAGCACAGAAAAUGCCGGGAACAGUUUUUUUUUUACAAUUUGUGAAAGCUAUUUCAACUGUCAAACAUUCCUACAUGUAAAGCAGAUUCGUGACUACAUUGUAUAACUUGUUUAUUAUCAGUAUCAAUAAAUAGUCAAUUUACUCUCUGUGCAUGGGACUUUUGUUUUAAAGAGAUGGGUUCAUACUCAAUACAACCUAUUGUAAGCGAACUGGUUAUUAAAAAUGAAAAGAUUCUGGUUUCUCUGGUUUAAAAUGGGCGUAAUUUGUUUGGAGAAGGCGGUGGAAGGUAUUGUUAUCUAAGCCUUUAUAAUGUAACAAAGACGAAAUAAGAACCUGAAGACAGACAGUGUUAUGAUUCACCUCAGAUCACACAAAGACUUUAUCCCAGUAGAUCUUUGACCUACAUAUUUACAUUGAAAAGAGCGGGUACAGAGGAUGAGAAGAAGCGUAGGUUGGAUGGUUGAAAAGGAUGGAGGUAGAGCCGGAUAAAACAUGGCCAGGGUAAAUGUGAAAUGGACUUUAUAUGGUUUUAUGUAGUUUAUAUAGUUCUUUCUCUGGUUCCUAGAGGGAGGGAUGACAGAGGGUCUGGGUUGCUAGCAAUGAGUUGAGUGACUCAAGAGAGUCAGGGAUGCAUGAGUUUGGGUUGAAUUAGAGAUGGUCAUUUUAGGGUCGGAUGAUUAUGGGUGAAGGUAGGGGGGGAUGAGAGAUGGUGGGAUGGGUGAGUGUCCAAAAAGGGAGCCUGAAUGAGAAAAGUGGAUAGGAGAGGACUGAGGUUUCAUAUUUAAUACAUACUGGGAUCCAUUCAGAGGUUAGCAAGAGCAAGUUGGACCUGCUUUUUUGUGUGCCCUUUGUUUUCUGGGUGUGUUUGAAGCUGUUUCUUUAUUCUGUCUAGGGUUAAUCAAUGUAAACAAAGCUGGAUCACCAAAUGGGCAAAGAAGAAUUCAGAUCAAAGUUUAUCGUGUUGAAAUCACAGAAAUGUCCAUCAAAGAGGAUUUAUGUAUUUCCAGACCCGGGUUCUUUACAUCUGAGGAAAUCAGAUGAUCAAUACGUACAUGAAUUGUCACAUGAGUUUGAAACCAGACACAGUGGUAAAAUUGACUUUAUUGACAAAAACAGUGAUUUUGCCUCUCAGAAAAGGUAUGCCUGGUCCUUAAUACCCAUGAUCAACCAGGUAGUGUGUUUUUUGUUGGGUUGACUUUGUUGUUUGGGGAACUAGCUUGGGCUAUUGUGUCAACAGAAAUAAUAGAGUUUAAUAAGAUGAUACUGCUGUUUAUUUCAGUGGGGUUUGGUGACUUAGGAGGUAGAAAUCAAACAACAUAUACAUAUAUGAGAAAGCAAAUAAUAACGUAACUCUCUGUGAAAAUGUUUUGUGUAAUAACAGACUCUUAGAUUAACCAUCUGAGCCUGUCACAGUGUGACUGACAAAAACAAGAACUUUUUUGGAGGUUUUUAGCAGGUCGUUCGGUAGAGGUGUGAAUCUUUGAUAAAAUCCCAAUUUGAUAUGAUUUAAAUUAUGAAGGGUCUCUAUAUCUGAUUCUAAAUCAAGAACAAAGGGAUACAGGAUGCCUUUUUGAGAAUUUACUCAAGUGUGCUGUAGACCAAGAAAGACACAGUGACAAAAUAUCAUUCAACAUUGACGCAUUUUUAAAUGUUUUUAUCGGCAUGUUGUCCCUUUUUUUUUUUACACCCACUGAUGACAGUAGGGUUAACACAGAGAAGAAAAUCAGAUUUUUCUCACAUAGAAGUUGUUCACCAGCAGAUUCUUACUGCACAAGUUAAUUCUACUAAGUGUACCGUCACAGAUUUUGGUUCUACCAAAAGAUAGGCUUCAGAUGCAACCAUUCAGGAUGGCAGAAAUAAUCAAAAUAUGACAUAAUUACAUUUGGCACAUGACUGUAAAAGGAAAUAUGCAGACAGUGAUGUAACCAUGGUUACAAAUUUACUUAGAGGCAAGAAAACGGCUCUAAUAACAUCCCAAAAGUAGAGGUAACUUUAGUGACACAAUAGUGCUGUAACUGCUCUGUUGCAAUGUUGCAUAUCUAACAAGUCUUCACGGCGAGUUCGCAAAUAAUAAAGAAUGCAGCCUAAGACAUUAAAAAGACAUUAAAAAUAGGUGACACUGAUUCACAUACAUAGACAUUAGACAGUAUUGUAGAGGAGGAAAUCAAACUGGAGCACAUGAUCUGUGUGACUCAGGCAGAUCGGAUUUCUACUUUCAUAGCUCUCUGUUAAUAUGGGGCUUUUUAUGCUAAUGUACUUUGAUGCAACAUCCGCACCAUGGUUUUCAUCCAUGCACACUUAAAUCACAGCACACAAGAUCACAAAUCCAGCUGAAUGUCUUCUUUGUUGUCCUCUUGUGGUUAUACCACAAAGCCUUGUAAGUGCUUAUGUCAGUUGAAAGUAAGACUACACUAUAAUCACAAUUACAACUCUAUACAGCUGGAUGGUGCAUAUUUGUCAAAAUGACUGGGAUGGGGUCAUUGGAGCUAAAAUACUUUGGGUGGGCUAGAUUAUUUUUCCAGACUCACAAAUGACCAUUGUUUGAUACGAGAGGGAUUGAGGACAACAAGUAUACAGUUUUACAGUUUAUAUGCUCCAGGCAAAUUCUUUAGCUGUUAAUGAAUUAAACCAUCACAUUUCCUCUAAGACCGAGGCGGUAAUAUCUAAGUAGCUGACCUUAUCUUUGAGACUAAAAGAUCACAGUGUUUCUACUUUUCUGCUCUACUGAGUGAAGCUGAAAACAAGUCUGUCAUCAAAGGAGUGGGUACCUGACAACCUGUGGUGUUAAAAAGUAAAACUAAUGUGAAUGUACAAUAACCUGCAGUUCUUUAAGUGUCUAGUCCUGCUUCAACUGGGUGAAGAAGCUGCUGAGGCGACACCUUAAAGACGGCUAGAAGCUCCUGCCUGUCACUCAAAAACAACACACCCCUAACUUUAGCCUCAACCUGAACAAGUGAGGUGAAUUAAGGACCCAAAAAAAUUGAUCAGGCUGUAAACAUCUUUAUUUCUGAUGUGAAGUUGGAGAUUUAAAUGUGACACUAUGGGGAUUGACUCACUUUUGGAUACACCCGUAAGUGGACGCUUGUGGAAAUGCAGUGUGUACAUCAAAUUGUAUUUAUUUAAUUUUUUCAUCCCAGUAAAGCUCUGUCUCUUAUUUUUGCUGCAACAAAUUUUUGUUAAAAACUUUUUGGAAACAAUAAUACUUUCACGACUGAAAUUAGCACAGUUUUCUGCAACUCUAAUGCAAUCCUCUGCACAGCCAUGCCGCCUCUCAGCUGGCAUGACAUAACCUGAUAAACUUCCUCAGAGAUAAAUUUGCCAUCCACUUCAGACAGGCCUGCUCAGGAAACUCCAUGAUGUUUUUAAAUCAGUAUCAGCCCAUCUUUUUGUUCAGCGGAGAGUGUGGCCUGCAGCAACUUGGUGAGGAAUUCUUUGCUUAAAACCAAAAGAUUUUUUGAGUCUCCCUCUCAGUGGCAUUUCACUCUUCACCCAUAGAGAAAAAGAUUUGUCAGACUAAACAGCAGAGUCAUAAUGACUUGGCAGUUUUUCAUCAGUGUUGUGACUGUAUUCACUAACCUUAAGCCAAAAUUACAAAGAGCAGUCUGUCCUACUUCAUAUGGUACCUUUCAGUGAAGAUAAAUCUGAUAUCCUUCUGUGUGUAUUUUGAAAAUAGUCACCUUAUCUUAAAUUUAGUUUUGUGCAGCACAUCUCUCUUGCUGCCCUAUGCACACAGAGCACCCACAGAAAAGUCACACAGCAGCUUCUUUUGUUUUUGCUGUGUGAACAAAGGUCAAAGCAGUCUUAGAUAUUCAUAUACAGGAACCACUUUGAAACUAAUUCUGAAAACAUCACGCCAGCAAGAUAAUCUAAUGAAAACUUUGUAUGACUGUUGCCUUAAUUAAUGAGGUACCUGUUCACCUCCUGCCUACAUUUCUCUCCUGGAUGCGGAUGACUGCAAAACAAACCUUUGUGUCUGAAAGCUCAGAUGCAUUCCUUAAUGCUAGCAUACACCACACUGGCUUACACACCCAUACUUUUUUUUUUUUCAAAUCCGUAACACCCAAGUUACAAAAAGACAGGGUGGUUGGCCUACAAUAUAAUAAAUACUUUACAUACAUACAAUACAUGUCAGUACUUUCCACACUAACUCUUAAAAUAAUCCUCACAUUCACUCAACAUCAAGUGGCUUAUUUCAUGAGUUCCUCUGAUUUAAUAUGUCAGCUUCUCAAUCACGUUAACUCUUUUAGUUAUUUCCCUCAAUUUCUUUACAGUGGGGCUGAGUUUCUGAAGCCAAACAAAAUCAUAAUUAAGUCUGAUGUCCUGUUUCAUCACAUGGCUUAUUUCUGUACAUACAUUCUCACAGUAUUUCUUCAAUACAGGACAGGACAAAAGGCAAGACUAUAUUCUGCAUGAUGUUCUCCACAUCCUUGUCUCUAACUCAUCACAGUUGUAUUUGUAAAGCUCAGCCAUAUUUCUCUGGAUUUUAUACACCUGAAUAUUUAAUCUCUUUUUUUAUUUCACUUUAAUGGAAACCGUUUAAGUUCUGAAGAAAUAGGGUGUCCUAUUGUGUCACAUUUUUGCAUAGUCAUCUAUAUCCAGACUAUCUUUGAUAUUAUCCAUGAAGGCUGGGUGGGUGAUUCAAGUCUUGUUAAAUAUAAUAUAAUAUCAUCAGCAUAUAAUGCUAAUUUAUGCUGGUUACCUUCAAUCUCUACCCCUUUUAUCUCCUUGUUUCCUCGUGUGCACACAGCCAAUGGCUCAAUAAACAAAGCAAAUAUGAAUGGGGACAGAGGGUCACCCAUUGAGUGUCUUUUCAGCUCAAAAGCCUUUGAUGGCGUCAAUUUACUUUGACUCGAGCUUUUGUAGUUGAACAUAUUAUCUGCAGCCAAAAAAUAAAAGUUUUUCACUUUCUAAACUGUGGCAUUUUUGGUGAGGGCAAUGUUUGAUAUUUUUGGUGGUUUCUUAGUUUAUAAGAAAGUAUCCUAAGUCUUUGUGCCCCUCCAUCAUAGUAUUUUUGUUUAGUAAAAGCUGAUGUACGUUCAGCUCUCAGUGAAAGUCUUUUCUUGUUUUCUUUAGUUAUGCUAAAACUGAAGGGUCUCACGCAAUUUUUUUGUACUUUCUUAAUUUUUCCUCAAUACUUUCAAUUAUUUUCUCCCUUUCGCUUUUUUUUUUUAAACUUGUGAUGAUUAACACAUCAAAUGGCUGCUUUUGUACCUCCCCAAAUAGUCCUCGAUUCCAGUACUCUAUUUUUAAGUCUUCCACUUGCAAUACUAAAUUAUUAAGCCUCCAUUAAACUUUACUCUUUUCUCUUUCUAUUUUUUGAUAAAUUAAAGCCUGAUCUAACAAGGUAAUCUGCUGUAUGUCACAUUCUGGUUCUCUAAACAUUUUAUUUUCGAAAACAAAAAAUAAUCUAAUCAAUUAUUCCUGACUUUUCUCAAUACUCUAGCUGCAGUUCCUGAAUUAUGUUUUUUUUUUAAACCUGGGAGUGUAAGUUUGCAUCCAGAACAAGGUUAAAAUAACCAUUAUUAUAAUUCCCUGACUUUGAGAGUCUAUUAAUUUCAACAUAUUCUUUAUUAAACCUGGCCCUUCUUUAGGAGGGUUAUACACAUUUAUUAAAGUUACCAUAAUAUUAUCAAAUAUACCUUUCAACAUAACAUAUCGACCCUCUUUUUUAGAAGAUACUUGUUCUACCAUUCAUUGAUAUAUAUAUAUUUAUUCAUACAUUCAUAAACAGGAACCACUUUGUAGCUUAGUCUAAAAACUGCAUGUCAACAAGAUGAUCUAACUAAAGCUUUGAAUGACUGUUGCCCUGAUUCAUUUAGUUCCUGUUCACCUUCUGCCUAUAUUUCCC
This is a messenger RNA of Xyrichtys novacula (pearly razorfish), 10669 nucleotides long. The record is from the annotation of a GenBank genome assembly. Lineage: Eukaryota; Metazoa; Chordata; Actinopteri; Labriformes; Labridae.